AUGUUUCUGACCCUCUCCUUGCAGGUAGUUGUAGGUUGGUGACGAAUGAAGAGGACGGCUUCCGACGAUGAGGAUGGGGGUGCCAAGAAGGCCCCCAGGUUGUCACCAGGGCCGAGUAGGCAGGGCCCCAGUUACUCGAUCGAGACGGAUCCUUCGGAGGAUUCCCCGGAGGAUAGCUACGAUACGGAUCCGUCGGAGGACCCAUCUACGACUCCUCCAGAGACCCCGAACCCUGGAGCAGAGGAUCCCGUGGAGGAUGGCUACGAUACAGAUAUCUCGGAGGAUUUGGCGAUGACCCCUCCGGAGCUUCUUACCUCCGAGGAGGAGGAUAGUCAUGAGGCAGGCCCGUCGGAGCAUUCUUCUGGGAUGACGCAGGAGGAGAUUUUCAAGUAUGCACCAGCUCUUAUUAUUAGGGAGAACCUUGAUAGCCCGGCCACCUCGGAGAGUGCUAUGGAUUUCUCCUGUUCUUGGCCUGGGUCACCAGUGGGCCAGGAUUUGUUUGAUCGUCCAUACCCCUCCGAUUCAGAUGCGGGUGAUAAUGGAAACCGGGUAGGUAGGGAGCAGACAGGCGUGGAUGAUAGUGGGCAUACCUCUCACGGCAGCUCCCCAGGUACAGACGCGCCAGGUGACACGCCGCCAGUGUAGGUUCUGACUCUGCCAUUCGAAGAGCUCCUUUGACUCGGAGCAUAUCUUUUGGUAUAUAUUUUCUGUCUUCUGUGUACUCCGUAUGUAUGUAUAUUCUGGGUACGGCGGGGCCCUGUCCCGUCAUAUGAUUCUGUAUGUCUGUAGAGGCCUGUAGAUGGAUA
This is a messenger RNA of Lycium barbarum (goji berry), 806 nucleotides long. RefSeq lists its product as uncharacterized. The transcript is spliced from 2 exons. Lineage: Eukaryota; Viridiplantae; Streptophyta; Magnoliopsida; Solanales; Solanaceae. The coding region runs from base 46 to 645 and encodes 199 amino acids. The record is from RefSeq and is a predicted model, not a curated record.